This is a messenger RNA of Contarinia nasturtii (swede midge), 1863 nucleotides long. RefSeq names its product retinal dehydrogenase 1-like. The record is from RefSeq and is a predicted model, not a curated record. Gene Ontology annotation, molecular function: aldehyde dehydrogenase (NAD+) activity. The transcript is spliced from 12 exons. NCBI's taxonomy places the organism in Eukaryota, Metazoa, Arthropoda, Insecta, Diptera, Cecidomyiidae. The coding region runs from base 248 to 1717 and encodes 489 amino acids.
AGCGAGAGAUAGAGUACGUAUUAAGAGUGUUUAAUUUUGCAUGUGUUUGUGUCUAAUCCACUCAAUUGGAAAAUAGCCGGCAUACAAAGCUGCACUUAUCUCUUUCAAACACACAUCAGCAUUAUUCGUAUUCAUAUUUCAUGCUGUGAAAAGAUUAUAUACUUCAAUUCUACAUAUAAAUAUCUGCGACUCUCCAGCUGAAUUAUUCAGUUUCAAUAACACUGCUGAAGUUUACUUGACAGCAAUAAUGGCCAACCCAAAUCAAAAAAUUGUCUACACAAAGCUUUUCAUCAAUAACGCUUUUGUUGAUGCGCAAUCCGGUAAAAAGUUUGCAACUUUGAAUCCAGUGACGGGAAAAACUCUGGCAGAGGUCGCUGAGGCCGAUAAAGCUGACGUUGAUUUGGCCGUUAGCGCGGCAAAAAAAGCAUUCGAACGUGGAUCGGAAUGGCGUAAUUUAGAUGCAUCACAACGUGGACGACUCAUAAAUAAAUUGGCCGAUUUGAUUGAAGAGCAUAAAACCGAACUAGCCAGCUUGGAAGUGUUGGACAAUGGAAAACCUUUUGCCGAAGCUGAUUUUGAUAUUCAGUGUUCCAUUGAUACUUUUCGGUAUUAUGCCGGUUGGUGUGAUAAAAUUCACGGCAAUACAAUUCCAGCCGAUGGUGGCAGCUUAGCAGUAACUCUCAAAGAAGCCGUCGGCGUCGUAGGUCAAAUCAUACCUUGGAACUACCCACUUUUAAUGCUAGCUUGGAAAUUCGCACCAGCAUUGGCUGCAGGCUGUACAAUUGUGUUGAAGCCAGCAGAACAAACUCCAUUGUCUGCAUUGUUUGCUGCAGCAUUGUCUAAACAAGCUGGCUUUCCAGAUGGUGUUAUCAAUGUUGUGCCGGGCUUUGGUGAGACGGCCGGCCAUGCAAUUGUCAACCAUCCCGAUGUCCGCAAAGUUGCAUUCACUGGAUCAACUGAAGUUGGUCGUAUAAUUGCAGAAACUGCAGCCAAAUCAAAUUUGAAAAAAGUGUCACUUGAGCUUGGAGGCAAAAGUCCACUGGUUGUCAUGGAAGAUGUCGAUCUGGAUGAAGCUGUUGAAAUUGCUCACAAUGCAUUAUUUGCUAAUCAUGGACAGUGUUGCUGUUGUGGCAGUCGUACUUUUGUACAGGAAAAAGUCUAUGAUGCAUUUGUCGCAAAAUCUGUUGAGCUCACUUUGAAACGAAAGGUUGGCAAUCCAUUCAGCACCGAUGUACAACAAGGUCCUCAAAUCGAUGCUGAAAGUCAGCAAAAAAUUCUGAAGUACAUUGAAUUGGGCAAAAAAGAAGGCGCCAAAUUGGAAUGUGGUGGAAAGAAAUGGUCGAACGAAGGAUAUUUCGUCGAACCAACCAUUUUCUCAAGCGUCACUGACAAUAUGACCAUCGCACAAGAGGAGAUUUUCGGACCGGUACAAUCGAUAUUAAAAUUCAAAACCUUGGACGAAGUUAUUGAACGUGCCAAUAAAACUACGUAUGGUUUGGCUGCUGGUAUUUUAACCAAAAAUAUUGAUUGGGCUUUUACAUUUGCCCGUGCCGUUGAAGCUGGUUCGGUAUGGAUUAACUGCUUCGAUGCAACAACUGCUCAAACUCCGUUUGGUGGUUAUAAGCAAUCUGGACAUGGUCGCGAACUUGGUGAGGAUGGUCUUGAGCCCUAUCUUGAGACUAAAACAAUUGUCGUCAAACUUCCAACCAAAAACUAAAUUCUUUCACAAGCCAAAGAGGCUUCCUUAAACCACACAAAUGAAUAUUAUUUUCAAGUAUUUUUUUUUAAUAUAAUUUAUCGCAUCAAUCCUAUUAAUGAAACUCGUAACCAAUAAAUAAAAUCGAACGUUUAAUAACACUACAA